This is a messenger RNA of Condylura cristata (star-nosed mole), 468 nucleotides long. RefSeq names its product glycosyl-phosphatidylinositol-anchored molecule-like protein. Lineage: Eukaryota; Metazoa; Chordata; Mammalia; Eulipotyphla; Talpidae. The transcript has 3 exons. Bases 1 to 468 code for a protein of 155 amino acids. The record is from RefSeq and is a predicted model, not a curated record.
AUGGCCAGACCGCCCGGGGCGGCGGCAGAGCGCGGGCUGCCCACCCAGGGACGGGGCGUGCUGAGCCCGGGGACCUACAACCUGAAGUGCUUCGCGUGCACCAUGAUCAACACCUUCACCUGCCGGAACCUGGUGGAGUGCGUGUACGAGAUCCGCCGCUGCUUCACCGUGUCCAUCCGCCUCAACUCCCGCGAACUGCUCGUUUACAAGAAUUGCACGAACAACUGCACGUUCUUGUAUCCGGAGCAAGUCCCCGGCGAGACCCCCCGGAAGGUGAAGACCACGCAUUUCUACUUCGUGCGCUGCUGUGGGGGCAUGCGGUGCAACGACGGGGGGCCCACCAACCUGGAGCGGGACAUCCUGCCCGAGGAGACCGUGGAGGAGGAGAUCGAGGCGGCCGAGCGCCUGGGCGGGCCCGGGCUGCUGUUCAGCCUGGCCUCUCUGCUGGCCAGCAGGGCGCUGACCUGA